Messenger RNA from Protobothrops mucrosquamatus (brown spotted pit viper), 1653 nucleotides. RefSeq names its product solute carrier family 22 member 13-like. Gene Ontology annotation, cellular component: membrane. The record is from RefSeq and is a predicted model, not a curated record. The transcript has 10 exons. The coding region runs from base 1 to 1653 and encodes 550 amino acids. Lineage: Eukaryota; Metazoa; Chordata; Lepidosauria; Squamata; Viperidae. Gene Ontology annotation, molecular function: transmembrane transporter activity. Gene Ontology annotation, biological process: transmembrane transport.
AUGUCAGGAUUUGGGGAAGUCUUGAAGAUGAUUGGCGAAUAUGGGGCGUUUCAGAAAUGUUUGGUGGUGCUGCUUUGCAUCCCAAGUUUCUUGACCCCCUUUCACAUGUUCGGCCAAAUCUUCAUUAGCAUCGAUGUUCCUCACCACUGCAACACCAGCUGGAUCCGAGCGAUUAGCCCCAACUUAACCGUUCAACAGGUGUUAAAUUUAACAAUCCCUAAGAAAGUGGAUGGUUCUCUGGAGGAAUGUUCUAGAUUCACUCCAGUAGAUUCGGACAUUGAAUCGAUCAUAAAAUACGGGCUCAAUUCCACCCAGGGUUGUGAACAAGGAUGGGUGUAUCCGACAAUGAGCGUGCCAACUCUGGUUACCGAGUUUGAUCUGGUCUGCGACCAAAGGGACUUAAACGACAUCUCCCAAUCCAUUUUCAUGGGCGGACUUCUGGCUGGAUCGCUGAUCUUCGGCUCACUGAGUGACAGGUUUGGCAGCCGGAUGUCCAUCCUAAUUACCCUGUUCAUAAUGGGAUUCUUUGGGACUGCAGUAAGUUUGGCCGCGCAUUUCUACGUCUACAUUGCCCUGAGAUUCGUCGUAGGAGCAGCCCUGGCUGGGAUCAGCAUCAGCAUUGCAACCUUGAGUUCGGAAUGGGUGGGUCCAUCUUACCGUCCACAGGCGCUGAUCAUCAUUCAUUGUGCCAAUGCGCUGGGUCAAAUGGCUCUAGCUGGCGUGGCCUACUUUGUCCAUGACUGGCGACUGUAUCAAAUAACGACCUCAGCUCCUGCAUUUCUCAUCUUUUUCUACGCUUGGGUCCUUCCAAGCUCUGCUCGAUGGCUGAUAACCAAAAAGAAAAUGGAAGAAGCCAAAGAUAUCCUCCUAAGAGCUGCUGCCAUCAACAACCAAACCUUUUCUGUGGAUAUCGUGGAUCAGUUGGCUCCAGAAAAGAAGAUGUCACAUAAAUACAUCCUAGACCUUUUCAAGAAAUCGUAUCUGAGGAACAUGACUUUGAUCAUGGCUUGGGUGUGGUUUGUGGAUAGUCUGGUGUAUUACGAACUGAGUCUUCACGUUGGGGAUUUUGGCUUGAACAUCUACUUGACCCAACUCAUCUUUGGAGCUGUGGAAAUCCCAUCUCGCAUCUUCUCCAUUUUUCUGCUCGAAUCGAUCGGGAGGAAGAAGUGCCAGUCCACUUGGCUCAUCCUGGGAGGAAUCAUGUGUGUGAUCAUCUGUGUGAUCCCCAAAGAAUUCCGUAUUAUUGUGACUGUGCUAGCCGUGAUUGGAAAGUCUGCUAUGGCUGCUUCCUUUUCAACCACUUAUCUGUUUUCUGCUGAGAUAUUUCCCACAGUUGUGAGACAAUUCGCCCUUGGCUUGUGCUCCACGUCUGCUCGUGUCGCGGGCAUCCUUGCGCCAUUACUUGGCAUGUUGGCCAGAUACCACCUUGCUAUUCCUAUGUUCAUCUGUGGAAGCUCAACACUGGUUGCAGGAAUCCUAUGCUGUUUCCUUCCUGAAACACGCAACAGAGAUCUUCAGGAUACUACACCUGAGCCCGAAGCCGCGCCAGCUCAGAAGAUCCAAGAGAUUCACCUCCACAUUGGCUGUGAGCUGGAAACCAUAACUGAAGAAGAAAUCACUGAGGAAGGACCUGUCAAGAAGACCUAUGUGUAG